Molecule: messenger RNA, 3584 nt
Organism: Onthophagus taurus
Lineage: Eukaryota; Metazoa; Arthropoda; Insecta; Coleoptera; Scarabaeidae
Gene: ebo
Product: exportin ellipsoid body open
Biological process (GO): protein export from nucleus
Molecular function (GO): nuclear export signal receptor activity; small GTPase binding
Source: RefSeq, a predicted model, not a curated record
GAUCUGUCAACAACAAAUAAACCACCCAACCUAAAACAUCCCUAUAAUAAUCGCCAUUUAACACGAAAUAACCAACAUAAAUGUUAAGUAGGAUUAAAAAAAUAAACGCGAAUAAUACCAUCAACAUAUGAUAUAACACGUUAACUAAUCAGUGCUUAUAAAUCAUGGUAAGAUAUCCAAACAAAAAAAAAUGGUAGCCUGACAAUGGUCUCUUUUUAUUUUGACAACUGUUGAAAGACAUAACCUAAAUUUAAAAUUACGCACUGUAUUCGGGGGGGUUUUUCCACUAAAUCUUCUUAAUUAAUGAAAGAUCAUGUCCCAAAUCUUACAGGCGAUGAAUGAAAAGUCGGCAUUAAAUGCCUUAGAGAAAUUAAUGGAGGAGUUCUUUUCUCCGGGAACCUCCAACGUUCGAAAGAGAGAUAUCGAAGAACAACUUACUAGUUUUGGGUGUCAAGGCGAUAAUUGGAUGUAUUGCGUGUAUUUUUUAAAUAAUACUACUAGUCAGUAUGUUACUAUGUAUGCUUUGACCACAAUCGAGUCAGUGAUAUGUAGGAUGUGGAAUAAAAUCGAAUGGGAAUGCAAAGAAGAAAUAAAACAUAGAUUGUACGGAUUUUAUGUGGAACAAGACGAAAAUUCGCCUCAUUUCAUCCGAAAUAAAUUAGCUAAAUUAAUGGUUGAUAUCGCUAAAAUCGAUUGGCCGCAUUUUUAUCACAAUUUUUUCACCCACAUUUUGGUCUUAUUAAAAAGUGAUAAAGCUCAACUUUUGGGAUUGGUUUUACUACGAACGUCUAGCGAAGAAAUGAUGAACGAACGAUGUGAUGUGAGUUCAUCGCGAAAAGACGAACUUAAAAGACUGUUACAAAUUAACAUUCCAGAAGUAUUCCAGCUUUUAAUAAGCAUUUUACAUAAUUUAGGUACAAAACCUAGACAUAAAGCAACGGCAACACCCCCACCUUCUCCAACGCAACCAAACCCAACUAAUUUAUCGAUAACCCCUCAAAUAACAUCCACGAAAUUCCGACCCGAUUCGAAAGCGAUUAUUCGAGAAGCCCUUGCCGCUACGCAACAUAUUUUUUCUUGGGUUCCACUUACUUUGAUUCCCACGGAUAUAAUCGGUGCCAUAUUUCAUUUUACUCACAUUUCCAGUUAUGCACAGGACGACGAUGAUAUGUGUUUAUUAGCAAUUUCAACGUUAAACGAAUUAUUAUAUAGGAAAUGCGUCCCACUGUCAAGUUCUCCCUUAUUUAUACAAUUGUAUCAUAACACGAUACAAUUACUUAAAGAUGUGACUUGUACGAUGGGGGGGAGGAUUGAAACGUUAAGUUUCGAUUUUGUUGGGAAAUUGGCCGAGAUGUUGUGCCUUAUAAUGGAACAGCAUUUGUGGAGGUUAGAAUUAGAACCGGGAUUUUCGGCAAUCGAGCUUUUAUCGUUGCUCUUUCAACUAACCAUUCAACUGCCACAAUUACCCUGUUAUUUACGGUGUCUUUCCGUAUGGGCCACUUUUAUGAAGCAAAUGAAACCGCAAAAUGCUCACAGAUAUUCUGAAGCUGUGCAAAGUUUGAUAUCCGCCGUUUUAAAUAAAAUGCAAUUUAUUUAUAAUUCCCCCCAAUUAAAUGGAUUGACCGAAAUCAAAGAUGAUAACGAUCAAUCCGAAUUUGAUUUAUUUAUAAAAAACUCGAUAGAAAUAAUAGCCAUGGUGGCGGAGCACGCGCCAUUAUUAACUUUUAACGAAGUGUUAAUUCCUUGGAAAAACGCAAACGACAUCUACACCAUGCUUCAAGGUGUCGUAAACAGAGUAAGUUGUACAAUUUCAUUACAAAGUACGGAAUAUCAUAGACUGCAUUGUGUACUCAGGGAUUUGUCUACGCUAACGCAAACUUUAGCGAGACUUUCCACGUUAUUUAUCGAACAUGGUAAUGAAUUUAUGUCAACAUCAACAAUAGCCGACAAUUUAAUAAGUAAAACGAUCGAAAGUGCCUCAUUCGCGCGAUACUUUAGAUUUUAUCAUUUAAAAGUGAACGACGAAAGACUCAUCAAUGAUUUUAUAGAAGUACAAAGCCAAUUAUUGGCUGCUUUAAAAACGUGGUUAAUUUGGUUAUCAACAAACUCGGAGAAAUCCUUAAACAAAUUUGACAAACAAUUAAUCGAACUCGCUUUGUAUCAUCUAAAAUCGGCUCAUGAGGAGCCCGAAAAAGUGUGUCACGCUGCCGCUCACCUCUUUUUAAGCCUCUCAUCGGCGAUUUUCCCGCCGAAUUUAAUUUCGAUUCCCGAAAUCGUCGAGUUUAUCCAAUUCGCUCCCACUUCGAGGUAUUAUAAAAAAGAAACGAGUAAAGUGUUAAACAGCGCGUGUUGUAACAUCUUGGUGAGGCCGUGGGGCGAUUUGUCUCAAAGCGAUUUUCAAAAACGCACUUUAUUAAUUAAUUCGUAUUUUAACGGAUUAACGAGGGAAUUUCAUGAUCUCCCACCUCAAUGUGUCGAUGAAGUUAAAAUUAAUGAAAUAAUAGGAAAUGUACUGCCAAUUUUGUCGAAUCUCGUCGAAUUUUGUAAUGGUUUUCAAUCGCAAUCGAAGAAAUUGCUUUAUAUGGGAUUAAAGGGAUCUAUUGAUCAUUCCUUAUUAUUGUUCCCUUUGUACUCGAGGUUUUCUGAAGCUAGUAAUCACAUUUUAGUAUUUUUUCUAAAUGUAUUAAACGUGCUUCAACAACAAAUGGGGCCUGAAGUUAUUAAACGAGCUAUUGAGAUAUUCUUAGAAGUUGCCAUAAGUGAACAACAAUCGAAAAACUUGUCCAGUUUAGAAAAACUUUUACAAAUUUUACAACUGAUAAUAGAAGCCCCAGGAAAUACAUACAAAACAUUUCUGCCAGGAAUUUUGCAAUUAUGUUUACACAACGUGUGCCCUGUUAUUCUUAAUCAACCGAAUGAACACCCCGAAAUAUUCGUCGUUUUAUUAAAUUUAUUACACAGUAUUUUAUUUUAUCGUUGGAAUUACUUUUUUAUUUCGCAAGUUCGUUUGGGACAUUCGCCCGGUUGUAGCGAUACAGUUCAAGGGCCGGAUAAAACUCAGCAACCGGACCAAUUGUUGACAAUUUUACAAGUUUUUGGACAAGCUUUGCUUCAAUCCGACAUAAACGUGUUUCGAACCAGCUUAACAUCACUGGAGAACUUAAAUAAUAAAUGGAAAUUGUAUCAUAAAGAUUUAUUUAAGGAACACCUCCUUCCACACUUCUUAAAAGUGUUAAUGUUCUCCCCAAUCAAUAAAACCCACGAUUUAUUAACCGAUGAUAUACAAGCGGCGAUUUAUAACAUGGCUUUGGUUAGUUUUGGAUGCUUUUUUACCACGUUUCUUCAAAGUUUUUUAGCCCUCGUUUCUGGAUUAACCGACGCCCAACGAGAAGAGUUGAAAGUGUCUUUUAAACAUGAUACGGAUAUGCCAUCGUUUAUUCAAAAUUUGCAAAGAUUUAUUAAUGAUGUCUGUUGUUAUCGAAUGUGUAGUGUGUCCUCGAACAGUGUUGUGUCAUAAUUUGCACAAUCUUAUUUAAACUUUAUUUUGUAUAUUCUAAAAAUAAACUUUUGGAAAUUUAAAUAUA